This is a messenger RNA of Lolium rigidum, 1074 nucleotides long. Its product is annotated as squamosa promoter-binding-like protein 7. The coding region runs from base 1 to 1074 and encodes 357 amino acids. Gene Ontology annotation, molecular function: DNA binding. The transcript has 3 exons. Lineage: Eukaryota; Viridiplantae; Streptophyta; Magnoliopsida; Poales; Poaceae. The record is from RefSeq and is a predicted model, not a curated record. Gene Ontology annotation, cellular component: nucleus.
AUGGAAGGAGACGGCAGCGCUGGGCCGAGACCUAAUUGGGAUCUGGGGAUGCAGUGGGCUCCCGCCAUAUCGGCUUACCCGCACCACUUCCUGCCGCCACCAGCUGGGGCCGGAGCUAGCCUGCAGAGGCAGCGGGAGCUGACUAGCCUCGAGCUGGGCAAGCGCCCGUGCUGCCUGGCCGACGGAGGCGGACAGGCUGCUCAUCAGCAGGCGGACGGGAGCGGCGGCGGGGGGCGUUCUUCGGCCGAGGGCAGGAGGAAGGAGAAGGCGGCGGCGGCCACGGCGGCCGUGCCGAGGUGCCAGGUGCAGGGCUGCCACCUGGCGCUGGCGGGGGCCAAAGAGUACCACCGCCGCCACAAGGUCUGCGAGGCGCACUCCAAGGCGCCCCGCGUCGUCGUGCACGGCGCCGAGCAGCGAUUCUGCCAGCAGUGCAGCCGGUUCCACGCCAUGUCGGAGUUCGACGACGCCAAGCGGAGCUGCCGCCGGCGCCUCGCAGGCCACAACGAGCGGCGGCGGAAGAGCAACGCAAGCGAGGCCAUGGCCAGGGGCUCAAUCUCGCACGCACACGGAGUAGCGUCGUUGGUGCAGGGUUUCGCGCCGUACGGCGCGCUGACGACGUCCCCGGCUGGUGCUCUCUCUCUUCUGUCAUCGACCAGAGCCGCCCCCUGGCUGAUCCCGACGAGCCCCGGCGACGUGUUCUCCGCCCACUCCAGCAGCGCCGCGCUGGACGAGCUCAUCGCCGAGAACCGCGCGGCCCUCCUGGCGUGCCACUUCUUCCCCGAGCGCUCGGGUGCCGCCCGGCCCGCGGUCCCGGCGGCAGAGAUGACGCCCGGCGGCUGGCACCAAGCGGCGCACCAGCAGGUGCACGGGGUGGCGGGCAACGGCGCCGUCCGCCGCGACUACGGAGGACCUCCUCCUCCUCCGGCGGGACACGUGACGCUCGACCUCAUGCAGGCGCCGGCCACGGCGGGCGCGCGGUUCCGGUCCAUGGCGCCGGACAGGCCCACCGAGGACGGCGAUGCCGGCCGUGGGUCGGGCGUUUGGACGCCCCUGCAGGGCGCCCACGUAGUCUGA